Molecule: messenger RNA, 2121 nt
Organism: Drosophila rhopaloa
Lineage: Eukaryota; Metazoa; Arthropoda; Insecta; Diptera; Drosophilidae
Gene: prg
Product: zinc finger protein 436
Exons: 2
Coding region: 126-1805 (559 amino acids)
Biological process (GO): regulation of transcription by RNA polymerase II
Cellular component (GO): nucleus
Molecular function (GO): zinc ion binding; DNA-binding transcription factor activity; RNA polymerase II cis-regulatory region sequence-specific DNA binding
Source: RefSeq, a predicted model, not a curated record
CUAUCGUAGGUGGUAUUACUCAUCUCUAAUACAAAACGCAUUUUUUCUGCCGGCGAGGAUUUGUUUGCAAAUAUUUGUCAAAAUAGAUAAAUUCAGUAAACCUUAGGAUUGUCUAAAGCCGGACAAUGUAUAUAAUGGAGCCCGACGCCACCCUGGAUCAGGAUGUGAGCACCUGCCGCUUGUGCCAUCGUCAGACGGAUUUUAACUCGCCAAACAUUUUCGAGAGCUCCGUGGAGUGCUGCAAGGAUGUGUCCAUUUCCGACCUUUCCCAGGUUCUGUGGGGCGUACUGUACGAUCGCCACGAGUUUCUAUCUGAACUCAUUUGCCCGGAGUGCCUGGAGAUCCUGGAGGAUGCGUUUGAACAGCGCAAGGGAAUGCACGAGCGGGAGCAGGCGCUUCAGGAGCAGCUAAAGGACCUUAUUAAGAAUGAUGCCAAGUACCGACCCGGCCUGAAUGGCAAUCCAGGGGAAUUUGUUCCCGAGGAAGACUGCAUCAUCGUGGACGUCGAUCCGGAAAAACUGGCGGAGUCCAGUGAAGAUGAAUUUGCACUCGGCUCCGACGGAGAAUACGAGAAUUUUGAUGAUGACGAUGAAGAGGAGGAGGAAGACUACGACGAAGAGGACGAGGAAGAUGGCCAGAAUGGGGAAGAUAUGGACAUGCCUCUGGGCAUGGAUGCAGCCCAGAUGGCGGCUCAGAAGUCCAUCGAGAUCGAUGCCAAUUCCGCGGGGCAACGACCCAAGCGUGCGUUCCUGUGCCAGUACUGCGAUCUUGGCUUCACACUGCCGUCGGACUGCCAGGAACACGAGCGUAUGGCUCACGACCCCACUGCGCCGUACUGCUGCACCUUCUGCAACCUCAGGCUCGUCACACGGCCCGCAUUGAUUUCUCACAUCAGGACAUUGCACGAUGCAGAACGUCCGUAUGUCUGUGCUCAUUGCCGCAAGGGAUUUGUGCGCCGCUCCGAUCUUAAAAAGCACACAAUUGUGCACACCGGCGUGCGUCCCUACACCUGCAACGUGUGCUCCAAGAGCUUCUCGAGGAAUACUAAUCUUACCAAGCACAUGCGCAUUCACAGCGGCGUGAAACCGUUCGUCUGCCAGCACUGUCCGCGAUCCUUCCAGACGGCUGUGGAAAUGAUGAGGCACACACGCUCCCAUGGCGAAGUGAAGGCUUUCCAAUGUGGCCGCUGUCCUUACUCAUUCUCCCGAAAGGAUAAGUUGAUGGCCCACCAGCAGGUCCAUACCAGAAGGGACGUGGAGCAGCAGCAAAUGUGGUUACCUUCCCCGGUAGAGGGCGACCUGGCGCACCAGCAGCAGGCGUUCCAGGCCAAGCAAAAGGUUCCGGCUCAAUCGAAAACCUCGCGGAAUUACCGAUGCGAUGUUUGCGAUCGUGGUUUCCAGCGGGAACGGGAUUUGCAACGCCAUCGAGCACUCCACAUGGAUUCGUUGUUGGCCUGCAAGAUUUGCAAUCAGGGAUUCAACCGACGCGAGCAACUGCAUCGUCACGAACUGGAGGCCCAUGGGCCCAGCUUCACGUGCGCCAUCUGCUGCAUUAGUUUCCUGCAUCAGAUUGAGUUGGAGAACCACCUGAAGGUCCAUCAGCUGCAGCACAAGACAGCGCAGCGUGCCCAGGAGGCUUUAGUAUUGCCCCUCAAAAUGGCGGAACAGGCGCCCGCGGCUAUUAUGCCACCGGUUGUUCAGGAACCUCCACCAUUGCGUCCUUCGGCCGCCGAGCUCUCGUUCUACAGCAACAUGAUUCCCACCAUGAAUCUGGGCUUCUACAGUGAGACUCGGCCUGAGGAUUAGAAUUACAUACUCAAAACUUAGUAAGUAAGUUGAAAAAGUUUGUAUAGCCAGGCGGUUUAAGGCGUUCAGAUUAACUAAGAUAACACUGAUACUAACGGCUUCUCAGCCUAUCUUUUGCCAAAAUGUAGUUUACUGGUUUUUUGAUAAAUGGCCAAGCCAGAAAAAAAUCUGGUAAAUUAAAUAUUAAUGAAAAUAUAAAUAUUUUAUUGGGGAAACCAUUGUAUUGCAAAUCAAAUUGAGUUUCAAAGAUGUCUUUCCACACAUGACUGAUUUUUUAAUGAUAAUAAAACCCAAUUGGCGCCAUUUCGUAACCGUA